Lycium ferocissimum is the source of this 2403-nucleotide messenger RNA. RefSeq names its product putative UPF0481 protein At3g02645. The transcript has a single exon. The record is from RefSeq and is a predicted model, not a curated record. NCBI's taxonomy places the organism in Eukaryota, Viridiplantae, Streptophyta, Magnoliopsida, Solanales, Solanaceae. The coding region runs from base 1033 to 2403 and encodes 456 amino acids.
UCAAAAUUAGGAACACUUGAAGAUUAAUUCUUAGAAUGAUCACGAAUUUCGAUUUGUCAUAACUCAUAAUCAUGAAUUCUAAAUUUGUUAAUUGAACUAAAAUACGAAACUAAAAAGCAUUAUAAUUACACAAGCUCGUAUCCUUUUUUUUUGUGGUUAUAUAAUCUUGCAUGGAAAAAGAUAUCGGGUAGUGUAACACUCUAAUUGAAGGGGAGAAAAAAGUAUUACAAGCGCUCCUUUGUAAAGUUGUUCUUUCUUCCUUUAGGCUUCCAUAUUAGUGUCUGAGUGAUGAUAUAACAAAAAAAGUACCUAUCAAAAGUGUGUUCUCUCUUAUAUAUAGCUUAAGAUUUUAAAUGAGAUAGUCAGACAUUUUAGCAUGAUUUUAGAGCAAGCAAGAGGUCCUAAGUUCAAAUAUCACUGUCACCCCAAAAGCAAGAACAUAUUCAACGUGUUUGGCCAAUGAAAAAGAAUCAAGCUAAACAUGUAAAGGGGCAUAAUGAGAUAUAAUAUAAUUACCUAAUGAAAAGUUGCUCUUUCUAACAACUUAAACUUUUAGAUGUAAUAGUCACACACUUCAAUAAUUAGGAUAUCGAAAAGUUUUCAUAUAAUAUACUCCCUCCGUUCCAAUUUAUGUGACACUCUCUCCUUUUUAGUCAGUCAUAAAAAGAAUGACAAAUAUCUAUAUUUAGUAUUGAUAAUUUUAUUUUGAACUUCUCAUUUUAUCUUAAUGAGAUGAUUUAUAACCACACAAAAAUCUAUUUAAAACUUUUCAUUUCAUUCUUAAACUCCAAUCUGUGUCCAAGAACCCUUCACAUAAAUUGAGACGGAAGGAGUAUCAUUUUGCCUGCUUUCAGGAAAUUAUUUAUUCUAUACAAUGUGUGAACAAAGUUUAUUGAUCCAGUAUAAUAAUUAGUCAUGGAUUGGAUGCAUGCACUAAUUAAUUUACUGUUUGAUGUUUGAUCUGCUCACUUUGUAAAAUCGAAAUUGAAGUACUUUUUCUUGUAGCGGAAUAACUUGCCGUCAGGAUCUGAAAUGGCAACUAGAGUUAUGCAAAUUGUUCCAUUACUGAUGAGAGAAGAUAAAGAAAGCGACGAUGGUAUCGUAUUUAAUAGAAAUGACGACUAUGAUCCAAAAGUGGUUUCGCUGGGGCCCUACCACCAUGGAAAGCGGAAGCUCAAGUUUGUUGAGGAUUACAAGCCCCAGGCCGUUGAAAUGUUCAUUGAAGGCCAUUCUACAACCGAAGAUGAAUACUUAAAUAAGAUUCUAGAGAACAUUGGGUAUGUGAGAAGUUGUUACCUCGAUUGUGAAAAGUAUGAUUGUGAUGCAUUUGCUCAAAUGAUGCUUCGAGAUGCAUGUUUUAUUCUAAAUUAUAUCAAUGUGACGGAUGACUCACCUAAAAGAGACGCGAUGAUUGAGCGUCUUGGUACUGCUGUUACGGAUGACUCACCUAAAAGAGACGCGAUGAUUGAGCGUCUUGGUACUGCUGUUUAUAACAGCAUUAUACGUGACAUGUGUUUGCUCGAAAAUCAGGUACCUUUCUGGAUUCUCGAGAUGUUGGUUGGCUUGAGAUAUGGUAAAAAGGGAGACGAAUUUGUAAAGGACAUGGAAAAAUAUUUCUUUAGAAGGUUCUUCAAUGAUCAGGAGGCAGAACUACCUAAAGCUGAUAAAAUCAAUAAGCUCGGGAUGGAACCCCUUCACCUUCUUGAAAUUUUCCGAAGGGUAAUUGUCACAGGCCACGAUCGAGACCCAUCUGGAGGUGGUGACCAUCGUUGCAAUAUCGGCAACUUGGUAAAGCGCCUUGAAAACAGUGGUUGCAGAAGCAAAGAUGAUACAUCAUCUUAUCAUGGCUACGUGUUUCGUUCAGUGACGGAUCUGAAAUCAAAGGGGAUUGACUGCAGGGCAAGUGGUAAUAAUUCUCUCAAGGGUGUACGGUUUAAUCCCUAUGAGUCCUGGCUGUCUGCGAAGCUGAUGAUCCCACCUUGCCGUGUUACAGCCCACACAAGAGCGUUUUUCAUGAACAUGAUCGCUUAUGAGUUCUCUCCCUAUUCCAAUUUUCUUUACGAUAAAUCUGUGACUGCUUACGUGAAUUUCAUGAAGCAACUUGUGGUUUCGAAACAGGAUGUGAAGGAACUGCGAAACCAGAGAAUUAUAUUCAACGGCUUAGGGAGUGACGAACAAGUGGCGAAAGUGUUCAAAGCUUUGAAUACCUAUGAGAUAGUGGAUACAUCUACUUACUCGGCUGUCAUGAACAAUAUCGAAAAGCAGUACUAUAACAGCAAAGGCAGGACUUGGAUGGCUGAUUUGAAAACCACAUAUUUUAACGGUCCUUGGUCUAUAGUUGCUUUGGCGGGUAGUAUUUUCCUCCUCUGCUUGACUAUUGUCCAGACCUUCUAUGCAGCCUAG